Zychaea mexicana is the source of this 222-nucleotide messenger RNA. RefSeq lists its product as uncharacterized. The record is from RefSeq and is a predicted model, not a curated record. NCBI's taxonomy places the organism in Eukaryota, Fungi, Mucoromycota, Mucoromycetes, Mucorales, Lichtheimiaceae. The coding region runs from base 1 to 222 and encodes 73 amino acids. The transcript has a single exon.
AUGCAAUUCUUCACCGUCGUCACUGCUAUCGCCACACUCUGUCUUGCCGCUGCCGUGACACAAGCAUUUCCCAACAAUGAGCAACUACUGGUGAAGCGAGGAAGCCCCGAAGGCGAGAAAAAAGGUGGUUCUCCGGCAGGUCCAGUCAACUUCAACAUUAACGCUGCUCAGCCAGCAAGGCAAUUCUUAAACAGCUUCGGGCCACCAGCAGAUGAUGACUAA